UUUUCUAUUCUUCAGGUUCGCUACUGCUUCAAAGUCAAAUCGACCGACAACGCCCACUAUCGUGUGAAGCCCGUCUUUGGGUUUGUUGAAGCUGGCGGUGCAGGCCAACUUGAAGUGACUCGACUGGUAAGCUAGCGCUUCCCUUAAAAAUGCCCCAAAAAUUUUUUUUUCUUUUUCCUUUCCAGGCUGGUCCACCGAGCAACGACGAUCGACUGGAAAUCCUCUUCUUGCCUGUUGAUGCUGACACUCCUGAUCCAAAGGCGCCAUUCUCUGCGGGAACUUCACCUGCCUUCGUUCUUGAUGUGCCCUUGAUUGCUCAGUAG
Meloidogyne enterolobii is the source of this 323-nucleotide messenger RNA. NCBI's taxonomy places the organism in Eukaryota, Metazoa, Nematoda, Chromadorea, Rhabditida, Meloidogynidae. The record is from the annotation of a GenBank genome assembly.